Messenger RNA from Canariomyces notabilis, 1012 nucleotides. RefSeq names its product snare-like protein. Lineage: Eukaryota; Fungi; Ascomycota; Sordariomycetes; Sordariales; Chaetomiaceae. Gene Ontology annotation, cellular component: Golgi apparatus. The record is from RefSeq and is a predicted model, not a curated record. Gene Ontology annotation, biological process: endoplasmic reticulum to Golgi vesicle-mediated transport. The transcript has 4 exons. The coding region runs from base 240 to 836 and encodes 198 amino acids. Gene Ontology annotation, molecular function: SNAP receptor activity.
UAAUUGUCCUUGGUUUAGCGAUUCCCCAACAGUAUCGCGGCUCACGACCAACUCGGGUCAGCGCCAUCGAAACCGCAAGCCCCUCACACCCCUUGGACGUCGCCGAAGUCGUCGCCGACGAAGAUCAGUACAGCGCCCAUCCGCUGCUAGCGAGUUACCUUGCUACUAUUUGCAUACCUGGGCUGUAGCACUGGGAAACCUUAGCUUCCUCGCGUCGGUAUCCCACCUCCGUCGGCAACAUGAAGCUCUACUAUGUCGGCGUUCUCGACAACACGAAGAAACCUGCAGUACAGCUAUGCGCCGCACACGAGCUCAGCGACUUCUCUAGAUUUACGAGGAAUGAAUAUGGAAACUUCAUGACCAUGAUCAGCAAGACGGUGGCCGAGCGCACUUCAGCCGGGCAGAGACAAAGUGUUGAGGAGCAGGAUUACGUUGUCCACUGCUAUGCCCGCUCUGAAGGCGUUGCCGGAGUGGUUAUCACCAAGGACUACCCCCACAUUGCCGCACACAGUGUCCUCUCGAAGCUUAUGGACCAGUUCUUGUCCGAGGUUCCACUUGCCACCAUCAAGGCCGCCACAAAGGAUGGCGAUGUUUCGUUCCCGGCCCUACAGGAUUACCUGAACAAUUAUCAAGAUGCCAACCAGGCUAGCAGCAUCAGCCGGAUCCAACAAGAACUAGAUGAGACCAAGAUCAUCCUCCACAAGGCUAUCGAUAGCGUUCUGCAACGUGGCGAGAAGCUAGAUGACCUUGUCGCAAAGAGCUCGGAUCUCAGCGCCCAGAGCAAGAUGUUCUACAAGUCUGCCAAGAAGCAGAACUCGUGCUGCUUGGUUAUGUGAGAUGUGUCUUGAUGCCAAUCGGAAUCUGCAACUAGCCAGAGCCCAUGAAACGCGGCAUAGUACCCAGCUACCGGAACGGAUCACUACUUGCUUUGACAAGCGAGCAGAUGCUCUCGUCACGACUGCCGAUACAAUUAAUAGCCGGACGAUACACCAGUGUUUGGAUUCGAAUGCGC